AAGUAUGACUCCAUGGUGAGUUCAAAAACGUAGUUUUCUUCACUGAGAGAAGUAGUCGUGCUAAAUAUGCUACUUGGCUUCGUUUAGUGAGGUAGAGAAAAGAUGAAUAAGGUUGUUUUGGUGACGGGAGCCAACAGUGGCAUCGGCCUGGCUCUGUGUCAGCGUCUCCUCAGCUGCCAGGAUGCAGAAGGACUCCACUUGUGUCUGGCCUGUCGGAACAUGCGUCGGGCUGAAGCCGCCCGCUCUGCCCUGCUCGCUUCCCACUCUGCGGCCCAGGUGACGCUGCUGCAAAUGGACACCAGCAGCAUCAGCUCGGUUCUCACUGCUGCACGGGAGCUCCAACUCAGGUUUAACCGGCUGGAUUAUGUCUAUCUAAAUGCGGGCAUCAUGCCGAACCCACAGUUUGACCUCAAGGCUUUCUUCGAAGGCCUCUUUUCCAGCAAUGUCAUCACCAUGUUGACAACUGGCGAGGGCAUCCUGACCCAGAAGGAUGGCAUCACUCCAGAUGGCUUGCAGGAAGUAUUCGCCGUCAACCUCUUUGGUCACUUCCUGCUUAUCAGGGAGCUGGAGCCGAUUCUUUGCCAAGCAGGUCGGACCUCUCAGCUCAUCUGGACGUCCUCCAGUAACGCUCGCCGCUCGGCUUUUAGCCUGGAAGACGUCCAGCACCGCAAAGGCCGCGAACCGUACAGCUCGUCCAAAUAUGCUUCGGACAGUCUCAGUCUGGCGAUUAACACUCAUUACAAUAAACAGCUGACUUGUGCUCACCAGGGCUUAUACUCAUCUGUGAUUUGUCCCGGUUUUGUGAUGACCAACCUGACCUACGGCAUCCUGCCUUCCUUCCCAGCAUUCCUCUGGACCCUAUUUUUGCCUCUCCUAUGGCUGAUCAGAGUGUUUAUCAAUACGUUCACCCUGACACCUUACAAUGGAGCUGAAGCUUUGAUUUGGCUUUUUAAUCGAAAACCUGAAAUGUUGGACCCACGGGCCAAAUACCACAGUUUAACAUCUGGCCUCGGUCAUUGCUACACUCAACCACGGCAGAUGGAUGUCGACUUGGACACGUCGGAGGAGCUCUAUGACCAGCUGCUGCAGCUGGAACGGGAAGUGAGGAGGAAGCAUAUCACAUCUUAACCACUGGCGUAAUAUGUUGUCAGUGAAUUAUUUUAGCAUCUUCUGAGGCACGUAAAAAUCAUAUUCAUGUUUUAACAUUGACACACAAGUGUAAAAAGAAGUUAAGCACCGUUGAUUGCACGAAACAAUAAAACACCUAACCUGGAAUCUGAA
Syngnathus typhle (broad-nosed pipefish) is the source of this 1281-nucleotide messenger RNA. Its product is annotated as 3-keto-steroid reductase/17-beta-hydroxysteroid dehydrogenase 7-like. Gene Ontology annotation, biological process: cholesterol biosynthetic process. The transcript has 9 exons. The coding region runs from base 103 to 1128 and encodes 341 amino acids. Lineage: Eukaryota; Metazoa; Chordata; Actinopteri; Syngnathiformes; Syngnathidae. Gene Ontology annotation, molecular function: 3-beta-hydroxysteroid 3-dehydrogenase (NADP+) activity; 5-alpha-androstane-3-beta,17-beta-diol dehydrogenase (NADP+) activity; estradiol 17-beta-dehydrogenase [NAD(P)+] activity. The record is from RefSeq and is a predicted model, not a curated record. Gene Ontology annotation, cellular component: endoplasmic reticulum membrane.